AUGGCCUGCAACAUGUUAUCUGGUACAAUCCGAAGGUAUACUACUCGUGCCGACUUGAAAGAUACCUUUAAACAAACAAUGACUAGAAUUGGAUCCCAAGCAAUGAUUCUAAGUAGUGGAAUCAGAUUUGAAAAUCCUGGUUUGCAGUUAAGCGGGAUGACGUUGUCCUCUGUUGUAUCAUUGUCUAUAUUUCCCAAAUCACUUUUACUGUUUAACUUGCAUCUUCCGUCACACACAUCCAGCUCUAUUCAUCGCCACGGGUACAUGGCAAUUCAAUUACUUCCCCCAACCUCUGAAGCUGCUAAGCUUGGACGCAUAUUUGCAAGUGGUAUAAAGCAGGAGCAUAGUGGUGGAUUAUUGAAACCUUCUUCACGAGAAUUGAAUGAUGGCGAAAUAUUUCACGAAAUGACGACCCCAUUUAGCAAGAUUAAUGAAAAUGAAUGGCAUUAUUAUGAGUUGAAGGACAAAGAAAUUAAAAUUCCUAUAUUAAAUGAAAGUGAAGCAGUAUUUGUUUGUGAACCUGAGAGAAGUUUGAUAGUCGAUAAUCACGAGAUUUGGGUAGUGAAAGUAAUUGACAUCACGUUCCCUAAUAAAACGUUCCAAGGGAAACGAUCGGGAGGUCUCAUAUAUUUUAAAAGAGGAUUCCAUAAAGUUGGUAAUUUAAUUGAAGAAAACUAG
Priceomyces carsonii is the source of this 678-nucleotide messenger RNA. RefSeq lists its product as uncharacterized. The transcript has a single exon. Gene Ontology annotation, molecular function: FMN binding; riboflavin reductase (NADPH) activity. The record is from RefSeq and is a predicted model, not a curated record. Bases 1 to 678 code for a protein of 225 amino acids. Lineage: Eukaryota; Fungi; Ascomycota; Pichiomycetes; Serinales; Debaryomycetaceae.